AUGGCCUUCACUUCACCAUUAUCGACCUGGAGUUUGAGACAGCAAUUGAGUCUUGCAUUGGUUAUCUUGGCGCUGGCUCUCGUGUCAGUCGUUAUCUAUGGCUGCUUCUUGCAUCCUCUCCGCCGCAUUCCUGGCCCAUUUCUGGCCAAAUUCUCUCCGCUAUGGAUUAUGAGGGCUCUGCACCGCAUGAGAUUCAACUCGGAACUGCAAUCUCUUCAUCAACAAUACGGACCUGUUGUGCGAGUCGGACCCAACGAAGUCUCGUUUGCUUCACUUGAAGCGGAAACAGCAAUUUACGCGAAACAAGAGGAUGGUCGCUUUUCCAAGGAUGGGACCUUCUUGACGCUCUUCUCGGACCUCGUAUUGAACGCUCCGACCCUCAUCACCAUACCUGACCCUGCACUUCACAGGAAAUUGCACAAGGUGAUCCAGCAAGCCUUCACCCCUCAGGCGCUUGCAAGGCAAGAACCUAUCCAGAAGCUGCAUAUUGACAUGGCCAUGUCCGAAUUCGAAGAACUUGCCAAGAGCGGCGGUACCGUGGACAUCGCUGACACGUUGGAGACGAUGUUCUGGGAAAUCAUUGGUGAUCUUGCUUUCGGCGAACCUCUCAUGUCUGGAAAGCGCCCUACUUACGAGUCAUUGAAGCAGCUUGGUAAAUCUACGAUGCCCAUGGUCGAAGCCUUGAGCUUUUUCCUCGCCCUGCCUGGGAUUGCCCCAGUACUUGGGAUUGCUAGAAGCCUCAUCACAGCAUUGCCGUUUCCGUCGCAACUCUCCAAGCUUGUGCCGUCUUCGAAGUUGCGCGACUGUGCCGAAAGGCAAGACGGAAGAGAAGACUUCCUGACCGCUAUCAUGGGCAGCGAGAAGCAGGACCUGACGCUCGACGCGGAUGCAUUCUUCAGUAAUGCCAUGGGACUGACCCUGGCCGGAUACCAGACAACAGCUACGACACUGUCCGCAACUUUCUACCACAUCUUGCGCUAUCCUGAGGCGUAUAACAGAGUUUGCUUCGAGAUCCGCUCGACCUUUGCCAGUGACGAAGAAAUCACAGGAGCGCGGCUCGGCAGGCUGCCAUUCCUGAACGCCUGUAUCCGAGAGACCCUGAGGUUACUUCCACCCGCAAACGGCAAAACUGCACAGCGUACUGCUCCUUCAUGCACCAUAGAUGGGGUGCACAUCCCUGCCGGUACCAUAGUCUCCACUGAUCUUUACACAAUCCAAAGGUCGCCGGAGUAUUUCGUAGACCCCGCCAGCUUCCGCCCCGAGAGAUGGCUCGAUGGUGCGGAAGACACCGAGUUCAAGGGGGACAACAGGACCGCUUAUCGUCCUUUCCUCAUUGGAAGUAGGGCAUGUAUCGGCAGGGAGAUGGCGCAGCAGAGCAUCCGACUCAUUGUUGCAAAAUUGCUUUGGAGAUAUGACUUUCAGCAGCUGGAUCAGGACGGAUUUGUUUGGGAGCGCGACGCUGGCAGUAGUCUCAUUUACACGGACUACAAGGUCAUGGUACAUGUGAUGAAAGCCAGCGGCAGAUCAUAA
Molecule: messenger RNA, 1530 nt
Organism: Colletotrichum tamarilloi
Lineage: Eukaryota; Fungi; Ascomycota; Sordariomycetes; Glomerellales; Glomerellaceae
Product: benzoate 4-monooxygenase cytochrome P450
Exons: 7
Coding region: 1-1530 (509 amino acids)
Molecular function (GO): monooxygenase activity; oxidoreductase activity, acting on paired donors, with incorporation or reduction of molecular oxygen; iron ion binding
Source: RefSeq, a predicted model, not a curated record